GCUGGACACCAGGAUCACCACUCCUCUGGGAAGUCACCUUCUGCCUCCUUCAGCAUGCGCUCUCUCCAGCUGCCAUUCAGGGCUGGCCCUGCUGCCCUGCUCCUGGUCCUGUGCCUGCAACUGGGAUUCAACAAAGCUCUGGAAAACUCUCGGAACGUGAUAGAUUUUGAUGUGGAUUUACCACAGAGAGCAAGAGCAAAUGAAGAAGUCACUUUGAAACUGAAAGUUCAAACAGAACUGAGAGAAUGCAUGGUGGUUAAAGCUCACCUCCAAAGCAACCCCCAAAUUGAAGGUUCCUUCAACUACAAAUUUACCCGCUGCCUCUGUGAAGAUAAUCCAGUAACCUUCUUCUGGGACUUUCAGACCAACAGGACUGCAAAAAUUGCAAUAGUGGUUGACAUAAUUAAUGAGAAAAAUAUCUGUGUUGAAGAUAUUUCAGUGACUCCCAAUGAAGCAAACCGAUAUUAUACCCUGCGUACCCUGUUCAUAGGUUAAUGAAACCCCUUCUGUGUCCACCAGCACCCAUGUGGUUUUCUCCAAGUAAGCUUGGCUGGGGUUCCUGUUGAGGUCUGUAAAAUAAACUGUUCAAGCUUCUCCA
Ictidomys tridecemlineatus (thirteen-lined ground squirrel) is the source of this 598-nucleotide messenger RNA. RefSeq names its product prolactin induced protein (gene Pip). Gene Ontology annotation, molecular function: aspartic-type endopeptidase activity. Gene Ontology annotation, cellular component: extracellular region. Lineage: Eukaryota; Metazoa; Chordata; Mammalia; Rodentia; Sciuridae. The record is from RefSeq and is a predicted model, not a curated record. Gene Ontology annotation, biological process: regulation of immune system process; proteolysis.